This is a messenger RNA of Prunus persica (peach), 486 nucleotides long. RefSeq names its product receptor-like protein 12. Lineage: Eukaryota; Viridiplantae; Streptophyta; Magnoliopsida; Rosales; Rosaceae. Bases 1 to 486 code for a protein of 161 amino acids. The transcript has a single exon. Gene Ontology annotation, molecular function: protein binding. The record is from RefSeq and is a predicted model, not a curated record.
AUGCGCAAUAUCAGUGUACUUAACUUAGCGAGAAACAACCUCACUGGAACUAUUUCUAAUUUUGAAGUUUCUAAAGAUAGUUCAUUGGAAAUUCUAGAGAUCAGUAGAAAUCAGUUAGGUGGCCAGGUUCCAAAAUCUCUAGCUAAAUGCACUAAGUUGGAGGUUUUAAACAUGGGAAACAAUAAUAUAAUAGAUAGCUUCCCAUGCUUGUUGAAGAGCAUUUCCACCAUGCGUGUCCUUGUUUUGCGGUCCAACAACUUUUAUGGAGGAGGCAUGGAAUGUCUCAACACCAAUGGCACCUGGCCAGGGCUUCAAAUCAUAGACCUAGCUCACAAUAAUUUCCGUGGUGAAAUACAAGGAAUACUUUGGAGAACAUGGCAGAAAAUGAUGGUUACCGAAGAUGGUUUUCCAUUGACAUUCAAAGCCCACGAGCAUAGAGAUAAUGAGCAGCAUCUAACAUACAUAGGCCAAAGAAGCCACGGUUGA